This is a messenger RNA of Orycteropus afer afer, 642 nucleotides long. RefSeq names its product trans-golgi network vesicle protein 23 homolog A (gene TVP23A). Gene Ontology annotation, cellular component: Golgi membrane. The record is from RefSeq and is a predicted model, not a curated record. NCBI's taxonomy places the organism in Eukaryota, Metazoa, Chordata, Mammalia, Tubulidentata, Orycteropodidae. The transcript is spliced from 7 exons. The coding region runs from base 1 to 642 and encodes 213 amino acids. Gene Ontology annotation, biological process: protein secretion; vesicle-mediated transport.
AUGAAGCAGGCCCUGGUGGAUGAUACUGAAGAUGUGUCCCUCGACUUUGGCAACGAAGAGGAGCUGGCCUUCGGGAAAGCCAAGAUCAGGCACCCGUUGGCCACCUUUUUCCACCUGUUCUUCCGAGUGAGUGCGAUUGUCACCUAUAUAUGCUGUGACUGGUUCAGCAAAAGCUUUGUGGGCUGCUUUGUCACUGUGCUGCUCCUUCUGUCCUUGGACUUCUGGUCUGUGAAGAAUGUCACCGGAAGACUCAUGGUGGGCCUCCGAUGGUGGAAUCAGAUAGAUGAAGACGGGAAAAGCCACUGGGUAUUUGAAGCCAAAAAGGUAUCUUCUAAUAACAUGGCUGCCACAGAAGCUGAAGCUCGGAUCUUCUGGCUUGGUCUCAUUAUUUGCCCGAUGAUUUGGACUGUGUUCUUUUUUAGCACCUUACUCUCCUUGAAGCUAAAGUGGCUGGCCCUUGUCAUUGCUGGGAUUUCUCUCCAAGCUGCUAACCUGUAUGGCUACGUCCUUUGUAAGAUGGGAGGCGAGAGUGACAUCAGCAAAAUCACAUCCAGCUUUCUGUCCCAGACGGUGUUCCAGACGGCCUGCCCAGGUGACUUCCAGAAGCCCGGCCUUGAGGGGCUGGAGAUCCAUAAACAUUAG